Molecule: messenger RNA, 1527 nt
Organism: Somion occarium
Lineage: Eukaryota; Fungi; Basidiomycota; Agaricomycetes; Polyporales; Cerrenaceae
Source: the annotation of a GenBank genome assembly
GACGAUUUUGACCUUCUUGACUUGAUGUCUGAAUUCUGAAAGGCUGCAUUCAGCCUUUGUUCAGCCUGUACGUUGACAUUUCUUAGUUUAGUUGACCUAUUCCGUCAUGAACCUGCCUCCCGAGCUCCUUACAGUGAUUCUGGAAUUGGCCAUAUGCGAUAACUCACAUGGAAGACCCAGUGACAUUCUUCGAGUCAACUCAACGUUCCGCACUAUCGGCGAACAGGUUCUGUAUAAGAACUUGAAAUUCUAUAGCAGUCAUCAAUUACAACUGUUUUCAGAGGGAAAGUCCCCGGUGAAACGGAACCCACGCACAUUAUUGGUCCAGCUGUCUGGAGGUUCGACCGAUUUCGACGUCUUCAUACACCUCGCCGGCGUGCUACGACGUUGUGGUGCAAGGCUUCCAUGUCCCACUUCAUUCGACGAGGGAUAUCAAAUCCCACUCGAGAGAUUCUCCCUGUGUCUACACUCACAUGCUCGUAAUCCACACCUUCGAUAUGUCUAUGAGGCACUUAGUCUCGCAAAUCCCAAGAUAUUUGAAUGGAUGGGGCCCGAUCCGAAGCACCAUUUUUCGAUAGCGAUUGUCCCAACAGCUGCCCAUCAUCUUUUCAAGGCAAUCGCAACGUGGUCAGCGAUUGAGCAUAUCGUUUUAACAAACCUAUCCUUUCCGCCUGAAUACUUAGGUAUUCCCGUUCCGACAUCUCCACCCAAACCCCUACUACCACCAUUGUCUUCCCUUCGAACGCUCUACCUUGGCCAAGCCACGUUCGUAAAUCCUAACACCAUUGCGGCUACGGUUUGCCUUCCAGAUCAGCACAAUCUGGAAUCUGUCCACCUCGUCGAUACAUACCGAGAGAGCAUUUGGGGUCCAAGAAUUCGACGUUCAGAUCUCGAGCAUGCUUCUCUUACGUUCCAGAUCGAAAUGCCACCUGAUGCUCGUAUAGCUCGGAUCCGGCAAAUAGUCAAAUGCGAGGCUCUUACAGAGAGAAUCAUGGGUGGAGACCGUGUUGAGGGCCUUUUGACCCUCGAUUGAAUUAAGCUUCGCCACGUUGUCACCCCCCCUUCUGAUACAUUGGUCCCGAUAGGCCUUCCUCGCUCCACCUUCUUUGACGGAUCUUGACUCUGCGGCAACAACGCGAACAUGCCCCAAUGGUGUCCCACUCGGCAAUAUGACAUAAUCACAUCUUGCAGCAUGUCUCAGCCAAAGAACGGGCGUGCUAUUGCCACUGGCGAGAAUCAUUUGCAUUUCCAUGCCUUGCAACUGACUGGACGCCACAGGCCUUCUUUUAUCCAUUUACGUCAUUUGCAGACCGAAUAUUCUAAAUAUGUAGACGCAACGAUGAAGCAUCGUUAUGCGUCAUGCGAUUGUCUAUGGCCGCCAGCAAACUGCCGACAUAAUAUAAUACAGUAGUCAGAAUAAACGAUAGACUGUAUAUGUACAAUAUGUUAUUUCGUAUAGAGGUAUCGCAAAUUACAAUCACCUCGGGAAAUGCUCUAGAGCAUGUUCCCUGGGCGUGACCUGGAUGG